This is a messenger RNA of Cladocopium goreaui, 258 nucleotides long. The record is from the annotation of a GenBank genome assembly. NCBI's taxonomy places the organism in Eukaryota, Dinophyceae, Suessiales, Symbiodiniaceae.
AUGCCAUCGCCCACUGAAGGAAUCGAAGGGACAGAGGAAGUAAGGACGCAAGAUGCAACUGCGGCCUUCACGCAAGAGAUGGAGGUGGAAACUCGAAUCGCAACUGAAACGCGGGAGCGCCCUGGGGGAGUUGUGACCGGUGGGGCGGCUUUUUCCAUGUUGGUUGUUAGAUGCCAGUCAAGGAUUUCAGGCAAGAUGAGGUAUCGAGUAGUAUGUAAAGGCCUCUAUGAAAACUUGCUUCACAUGGUUCCUUUAUAG